This is a messenger RNA of Odontomachus brunneus, 3479 nucleotides long. RefSeq names its product dedicator of cytokinesis protein 1-like. Gene Ontology annotation, cellular component: cytoplasm; plasma membrane. NCBI's taxonomy places the organism in Eukaryota, Metazoa, Arthropoda, Insecta, Hymenoptera, Formicidae. The annotation marks the transcript as partial. Gene Ontology annotation, molecular function: guanyl-nucleotide exchange factor activity; small GTPase binding. Gene Ontology annotation, biological process: small GTPase-mediated signal transduction; cell migration. The transcript is spliced from 13 exons. The record is from RefSeq and is a predicted model, not a curated record.
UAUCACGAAGAUAAACCUAGAUGGUGUGAAACGUUUAAAAUUGCUAUACCCAUAGAGGAAUUUAAGCAAGCUCACUUAAAAUUUGUGUUCAAGCAUCGUAGUUCUAAUGAAGCAAAAGAUUUAACAGAAAAACCGUUUGCUUUAAGUUAUAUUAGAUUAAUGCAACGCAAUGGAACAACUUUACUAGACAUAAAACAUGAGAUGUUGGUUUACGAAUUAGAUCAGGAGAAAUAUGAUGAGAGUGACACAUCGUAUUUAAAACUGCCAUCGACACAUGGAGAAUUGGUUGAGUUAAACAUGGAAAAGAACCCAAGUUUAGGAUCAUUAACGUUAAGCAAUAAAGAUAAUUUUUUUAUAGCAACCAAUGUUUGCUCAACUAAAUUAAUGCAAAAUGUAGAUUUGUUAGGUUUACUUAAUUGGGCACCACACAAUACUGAUUUGAAGGAGUCAUUAGCAGCUUUAAUGAAAAUGGAUGGAGAGGAAAUAGUAAAGUUUCUGCAGGAUGUUUUGGACGCUUUAUUUAAUAUCUUAAUAAAUAAUUCUGAUAGUGAUGUGUACGACGAUAUGGUCUUUGAAUGCCUUUUAUAUAUUAUCGACCUUGUAUCCGAUAGAAAGUAUCAGCAUUUUCAACCAGUAUUAGAUUUAUAUAUUGCUGAAAGUUUCUCUGCAACUUCUGCAUAUGAAAAGUUAAUUGCGGUACUACGUAAUCGUACAGCCAUCAUCAGCAACAACAACGAGCAAGAACAUAAUUUACUGUUUGAGAUAAUGAGAAGUCUACAAAAUUGUAUGAGAUCCAUCGUUAAAUUUCAGCUUCUAUGUACUGAAUUAAAUCAGGACCAAGAAGAAUUCUCACAAACAUUGACUGAACUAUUACGAUCUAUCGUUAAUCUAAUGUAUUAUGAAACAGAUGAAACGCUGUUGGUUCAAAGAGCUUGUUUAAAAUAUUUACCGACUACAAUACCUCAUUUGUUAAGAGUGUGUAGUGGAAAGCAACUAAGUACAAUUUUCACAAAUCAUUUACUAAUGAUUUUACCAGCAGGCAAAUUAACCAAGCAAAAGAUGAUGACGGUAAAUGAUAUCGUUCACAGUCCACUUUUUUUGGAUAUAGAAUGUAGAAAUAUUCUAUUGCCGAGAAUUACCAUACUCGUAAGAGACUUACUGGAAGUUAAAGAAGAGGUGGAAUUAUGCGUCAAGAUAUUAUCUGACAUCUUGGAAUUGACCUUCAGAAAAAACAUAGGUAGCACAAUUUUGGAUGUCGAGGAGAUAAUGUUAACAUUGUUACGUACUAUUAUACAGACAUUUAUAUCGAUUGAUAAAGAAAAUCCCUUGGUGGGAAACUUAGUCUCGGUUAUGCUGGCCAUAUUUAGGCAAAUGACGCAACACCAUUAUGAAGUAUACAUUAAUCACUUUGAAACAAGAAUCGACUUACUAGAUUUUCUAUUGGAGAUAUUGUUGGUCUUCAAAAAUUUAAUUUCCAGAAGUGUAUUUCCAGGCGACUGGUGUGAAAUGAUUAUGCUCCAAAAUAGUAUUAUCUUGAAAUCCUUACGAUAUUUCUCAGGCACAAUUAGAGAUUAUUUUUUUACUGAAUUUGAACAUCAAGUCUGGUUAAACUUUUUCCAUUGCGCUAUUGCAUUUCUAACUCAACCUGCCUUGCAGUUAGAAGUAUUCACAUCAGCGAAACAAAACCGCAUUAUUGCACGUUAUAACGAUAUGCGCAGAGAAACUGCGUUCGAAAUCCAAUCGAUGUGGUUCAGCUUGGAGCAACACAAAAUACUCUUUAUACCUGAUUUAGUUGGUGCAAUUCUCGAAAUGGCAUUAAUAUCGGAAACUAAAUUGAGGAAAACUACUAUUCCCAUCUUUUUCGACAUGAUGCAAUGCGAAUACUAUAGCUCACGCAUAGUAGAAGGAUAUGGGGAUACCAAACAUGAUCCCGCUAAUAUUAAAGCCAAUUUCAUGGAAUACGAAAAAGAAAUGAUUGCAAAAUUAGAUAUUCUGGUAGAAGAAGGCAGAGGUGAUGAGCAAUUUCGUACAAUUUGGUCUGACGUUAUGGGUUCCUUGUGCGAAGAACAUUCCACAAUGCAAGAACAAGGUUUACGCUUUGUGGACACUAUUGCUAAACUCAUGGAACGCUUGUUGCACUAUCACGAUAUUAUUCACGCUGAAUCGCAAGAACAUCGUAUAUUUUGUACUACGAAUUUGUUAGAAUUCUAUUCUGAGAUUAACAGAAAAGAGAUGUAUACUAGAUAUGUAAACAAGCUGUGUGAACUACAUCUAGAAUGCGAUAAUUAUGCAGAAGCAGCUUAUUCUUUGGAGCUUCACAGCCAAUUAUUAGAAUGGAGUGAUGAACCUUUGCCUCCUUUCUUAAUAUCGCAUAGAUAUCCGUUAUGCCAAACCCACCGUGAACUAAAGAUAGCGUUGUAUAAAAGCAUGAUGGAAUAUUUUGAUAAAGGGAGAAUGUGGGAAUGUGCUCUUGCCGUUUGUAACGAAUUAAUAUCACUAUACCAGACAGUAACAUUGGAUUACUCGCAAGUGUCUAUAUUAUAUAUACGCGCAGCCGAAUUUUUUGAUGCCAUAGUGAAACAGUUAAGACCUGAACCAGAAUAUUUCAGAGUUGCGUACUACGGCAAGGGACACCCUGCAUUUCUUCAAAAUAAGGUAUUUGUUUACCGGGGAAAGGAGAACGAACGACUAAGUGAUUUUUGUUCAAGAAUACUGAAUCAGUUACCUAAUGCAGAGCAAAUGAGCAAAUUCAUCUCUCUGCCUACCACAAAAAUGUUGGAAUCUAAUCAUCAGUAUGUACAAAUCAACAAAGUAGAGUCAUUAAUGAAUGAAAAGAGACAUGAGCUUAGUGGCAAACCAGUUACUGCGGAAGCUAUUUUAAGGUAUCAUCGUCAUGUAAAUGACGUGCAACGCUUCAAAUUUUCAAGACCUGUAUCAAGGAAAGAAAUCCUUUCAACAUUGUCAGCUGGUAGCGACAAAGAAAAGGAAGCAAAUGUUGGUACUAGCAGUAGUAACGAGAUUGCUUCGUUAUGGUUAGAGAGGACAGUACUUGUAACAAGUCAUCCAUUCCCGGGAAUUCUUCGGCGGUUUCCUAUAACAUCUAGCGAGACAUACUUAGUCAGCCCCCUGAGAGAUGCAAUUGAAACUAUAGAAGCUAUAAAUACUGAAUUGAGAGACCUCAUUAUUGCUCACAAAAACAAUCCCAUUUUCUCACUAAACUCUCUAAGUAUAAAAUUGAAUGGCAUAUUGGAUCCUGCUCUCGAUAACUAUGAGAAAGCUUUCCUCAAUACGGAGUAUAAGAAGAGCCAUCCGGAAGAGAGUUCUGAUCUCAUUAAGUUAGAAGGCCUCAUUGCGGAACAAAUUCCUUUACUCAGCGUGGGUCUUCAAUUGUUUAAUGCGGGAGUCUCGUUUGACGGGUCGAAAAAUGCCUGAUGUUUAGAAAUUUUCUAUGCGAAGACUAAUAAAGAUAUGUAAAUAAA